This is a messenger RNA of Brachypodium distachyon (stiff brome), 1171 nucleotides long. RefSeq names its product SKP1-like protein 11. Gene Ontology annotation, biological process: SCF-dependent proteasomal ubiquitin-dependent protein catabolic process. Gene Ontology annotation, cellular component: cytoplasm; nucleus. Lineage: Eukaryota; Viridiplantae; Streptophyta; Magnoliopsida; Poales; Poaceae. The record is from RefSeq and is a predicted model, not a curated record. Gene Ontology annotation, molecular function: cullin family protein binding.
CGAGUCGAAGCCCUGGUUCGGGUUCAAGAUCCCUGCGGUGCCAGUUCUCUCGGGCAGAAAACCCCAAUCCCCCCAAAGCCCCAGUUCCGCCCCACCAUGGAUUCCAUCGGCGCCGACGAGAAGCGCAAGGGCAAGGCCCCUCUCCUGCAGGCGGACGACGUGGCUUCCGCGGCGGCGGCAAAGGCGGCGCCGGAGGAGGAGGAGGAGGCGGUGUCGAUGGCCGAAGCGAAGCGCUCGUCGUCUUCGGAGGUGAAGGAGCGGGAGGAGAAGCCGAUGCUGGUGCUGCUGGCGCAGGACGGCGUGGAAGUGCGUAUCUCGGAGCCGGCGGCGAGGAUGUCGCAGAUGCUCCGCCACAUGAUCGAGGACUGCUGCGCUGGCUACCGCAUCCCCACCCCCGACGUCUACUCCGACGUGCUCGAGAGGGUCGUCCAUUACUGCGAGAAGCACGGGCCGUACUACGAUCCUCAGGCCUCAGAGCGCGACCGGCACCCCUUCCCGCCCUUCCCCGUCGAGCUCACCCCUGCCGUCUCGUCCAUCAAGCGUCACGGCCUCAAGGCCUGGGACAAGGAGUUCAUCAACCUCGACAACUCCACCAUCUUCGAGAUCACGCUGGCAGCAAACUACCUGAACAUCCAGGACCUGCUGGACCUGUGCACCACAACGCUGGCGGACAAGAUGAGAGGGAAGACUCCGGAGGAGAUCCGCGAAAUCUUUGAGAUUGAGAACGACUACACACCACCGCAAGAGGCUGAAGUCAGGAGGGAGAACUCAUGGGCCUUCGAGGACUAACAGAUGCUUGCUAUUCUAGGUUGCAAAUACAAAUCAUUACCUUCAGGUCGGUUCAACGAGUCAACAUUGAGUAGGCAGUUCCGUCAAAAAAAACAUUGAGUAGGCAGAUAGAUAGACCCAUGAGUUGGUGAAGACAUUGUUGUGUACCACAAAGUUUUGGUGCAAAUUAUGGAUGCUUGGGUGGGUGAUUUUAAAGUGGUUGAAUUUGGAAGAACUUUAGUUGCAACUUGUGUUCAGUAAGUUGUUCGUACCAAUUUCACAUUUUUUUCAGUCAAGUUUUUUUGCUAGUUCAUAUACUGGAGAACUUAGCAUGCUAAUUGCAACAUAUUUGUUCGGAUGCAUUAUAAACAGUUGUAUUCGCAUGCUUGCCUUUACCUGCCUA